UGGAAGGACGGAGGCCUAUGAGCGAGGCGACGAGGAGGCGUCUAGAGGGGCAAGGGGCGUCAAAGACGAAGAAGGUUCAGUCCCCUGGGCCGAAGAAGAGGAGGACGGCAGGGCCAGCGGGAGGGACGUCGGCUGAUGAGCAGACGGUGGCUGAUCGCCGCAGGGAGAAGAGGGCGGCGGAGGCAGAGGUCGUUCGGGAGGCCCACCUCCAAAUGACGGGCAAACGGCAGAUCGAGGGUCCCAUCGAUGUGACGCCGUUGCCGAAACGGCCAAGGGGCCCGAACGAGGGGACCUCGGUGCUGAUCCCUGAUGAUGAGGUGGAGGGGGAGGAGGGACCGGUUAACAUCGCGUGUCCUCGGAAGGCGGUGCCGUUCAUCAACUGUAUGAUUGACGGUGCCCAGAUGGAGCUGGCUGAGCUGGAGCAACUGUCAACGAAGACGUUGCGUGAACAAACCGGUCGGGCCUUCUGUCUCCAGGCAGCGGCUAAUAUGGACAUGUGGCUCUGCGCGAAGCGAGCUGUGAAUGCUGCCGAACGGUACCAAAAGAGAUUUGAAGAGGGCCGUUCGAAGAUCGCUGAUGCCGGAAAGAUGCUGCAGGAGGUUGUGAAUUUCAGGUAUAAACUAGAUGUUGUGAGUGCUGGAAAGAAUUUUACAAAGAUCAGGAAGGCAAUUACGGCAGGGUUUUUCUUCCACGGUGCUAGAAAGGACCCGCAGGAGGGUUAUAGAACCCUAGUGGAGAACCAACCAGUUUAUAUACACCCAAGCAGUGCCCUCGUCCAGAGACAACCAGAUUGGGUGAUCUACCAUGAGCUGGUUAUUAUGACCACAAAGGAGUACAUGCACGAGGUGGCGGUUGUCGACCCCAAAUGGCUCGUGGAACUGGCACAUAGGUUCUUCAAAGUGGCAGAUCCCACCAAGAUGAGCAAGCGCAAGCGUCAAGAACGUAUUGAACUGCUAUAUGAUAGAUACCAUGAACCUAACUCUUGGCAUCUUAGUAAGAGACGUGCUUGA
This is a messenger RNA of Prunus avium (sweet cherry), 1010 nucleotides long. The record is from RefSeq and is a predicted model, not a curated record. NCBI's taxonomy places the organism in Eukaryota, Viridiplantae, Streptophyta, Magnoliopsida, Rosales, Rosaceae.